Messenger RNA from Cylicocyclus nassatus, 2848 nucleotides. Lineage: Eukaryota; Metazoa; Nematoda; Chromadorea; Rhabditida; Strongylidae. The record is from the annotation of a GenBank genome assembly.
AUGUCCACUAUUCAAUUCUUUGCCACUUUCCAGAGUACAAUCUCAAAACCAGCAGAAACGAAGUCUGGGAAACCUCAGAAGCAUGAAUCUAGCGAUUCGGAUUUCGAAGCUGUUGAGGGAGAACUUGAUCGUGAUAUCAAAGAAAGAGACGAGCUUGCCGCAAGAAUAAGGAAGCGUGAAAAGGAGAAAACUAGAAAUGUGCUCGAACAGAAAAGGAAAAUACCAGACAAUAAGGACUUGGAAGAUCUAACCAUUGAUAAGUUGAGAGAAGAGUCUAGAAGGCAAUAUUUAGCUAAAAGAAAGGAUGAUAAGCUUGAUGAACUUCGCCAUGUGGUCGCGGAUGAUGAGACUCUAUUCGCGCAUGAAGAUCUCACAGAAAAAGAGCGAAAAGAUAUGGAGUAUCGCAAAAAAGUGCUUGAAUAUGCUGAACAACACGAGAAGGCAGCGGAUAUCAUGAAGACUAAGCGUUACUACGUUCCUGAUGCAAAAGUUAGAGCAGUCCCGACGGAGUAUAUCGAAGAACCAGAAGAGUAUCGUCAUGGAGGAGAUGGUGCUAAAUGGGAACAGGAGCAGCUUUUGGCAAGUAUGCUCACUUAUGGAGCGAAAGAUGCUAAGCUUAAACAAGAGGAAUUCGACUUAUUGCUUGAUGACAAAAUCGAUUUCAUUCAAGCUUUACAAAUGCCUGGAACGCUGGAAAAGCAACAGGCUGAAGAACUCAGCGCUGCUCAGAAGAGGAAAAUGACAAUAGAGGAAACAAGGCGAUCAUUGCCUGUCUAUGCUUUCCGUGAACAGUUCAUUGAAGCUGUAAAAGAACAUCAGGUGCUGAUCAUAGAGGGUGAGACAGGCUCUGGGAAGACUACUCAGCUACCCCAGUAUCUCUAUGAAGCUGGUUUUUGUAAAGACGGUAAGAAGAUUGGAUGCACCCAACCUCGUCGAGUAGCUGCUAUGUCAGUUGCGGCCAGAGUAGCUGAGGAGAUUGGAUGCAAGUUGGGUAUGCAAGUUGGCUACAGUAUCCGUUUCGAAGACUGUACGUCGGAGAAAACCGUUUUGAAAUACAUGACUGAUGGUAUGCUUCUGCGAGAAUUUUUGAAUGAGCCCGAUCUAGCUAGCUAUAGUGUAAUGAUGAUCGACGAAGCUCACGAGAGAACUUUACAUACUGAUAUACUCUUCGGUCUGGUGAAGGAUAUCGCUAGGUUUAGGAAGGAUUUGAAACUUCUUAUCUCUUCGGCUACUCUGGACGCUGAGAAGUUCUCCACCUUUUUCGACGAUGCGCCUAUAUUUAGGAUUCCAGGAAGGCGAUUUCCUGUGGAUAUAUACUAUACGCAAGCUCCGGAAGCAGAUUACCUAGAUGCAGUUCUAGUCACUAUUAUGCAGAUCCAUUUAACGCAACCUCUUCCUGGCGACAUCUUAGUAUUUCUUACAGGUCAGGAAGAAAUCGAGUCUGUGCAAGAGGCCCUCAUGGAGAAAACGAAAGCUCUUGGAAGCAAAAUCAAAGAGCUUAUACCAUUACCGAUCUACGCCAAUCUUCCAUCCGAUCUCCAAGCGAAGAUUUUCGAACCGACACCGCCAAAUGCGAGGAAGGUCAUUCUCGCUACGAAUAUCGCGGAAACGUCAGUCACUAUCGACGGCAUCUGCUAUGUUAUAGAUCCUGGAUUCUCCAAGCAGAAUUCUUUCGACGCAAGGAGUGGUGUCGAGCAUUUACAUGUCGUCACGAUAUCGAAGGUUGCAGCGCAACAACGAGCUGGAAGAGCGGGAAGGACUGGACCAGGAAAAUGUUUCCGAUUAUAUACAGCUUGGGCUUACAAGCAUGAACUCGAGGACCAGCCUAUUCCUGAGAUCCAAAGGACAAAUCUAGGCAAUGUUGUGCUGAUGCUGAAGUCGUUAGGAAUUCACGAUCUUGUGCAUUUUGACUUCCUCGAUCCACCGCCUCAGGAAACUUUGGUAAUAGCUUUGGAACAACUGUAUGCGCUUGGAGCGUUGAAUCAUCGUGGAGAAUUGACAAAACUCGGACGGCGAAUGGCUGAGUUCCCUUGUGAUCCUUGCAUGAGUAAAAUGAUCAUAGCCAGUGAGAAGUAUGGAUGUUCAGAGGAGAUUAUCACCAUCUGUGCCAUGUUGUCGUGUAAUGCCGCAGUAUUUUACAGGCCGAAAGCUAUGAUCAUCCAUGCGGAUUCUGCGCGUAAAGCUUUUUGGAGUCCUGCUGGAGAUCACAUCACGCUCUUGAAUGUUUACAACAAGUGGAAAGAUACAAAUUAUUCACAGCAAUGGUGUAUGGAAAACUUUGUGCAACACCGUACGAUGAAGAAAGCGAGAGAUAUUCGUGACCAGUUGGAAGGCCUCUUGGAAAGAGUAGAAAUUGAGCCCAAAUCAAAUCCAUGCACCGUCGCUAUACGAAAGGCCAUCACUGCUGGAUAUUUUUACAACUGCUCAAAACUGGACAACUCAGGCCAUUACAAGACUGUCAAGCACAAGCACACUGUACAAGUACACCCGAACUCCUGUCUUUUUGAAGAAUUGCCUCGUUGGGUGGUAUAUUACGAACUUGUCUUCACUAGCAAAGAAUUUAUGAGAGAGAUUAGUCAAAUAGAAAGCUCAUGGCUGUUGGAAGUCGCGCCUCAUUAUUAUAAAGGUCGUGAGUUGGAGGAUCCCACAAACAAGAAGAUGCCAAAACAACGAGGUAAAUCGGCGGUGGAGUUACAUGGUUAGCAGAGAUUUUGUCAGAGUUCUUCUUCGAGAAUCGGGUGAUAUAUGACAUUCUUGUUUACCUCUAUUCUUCAUGUUGUUAUACAUAUUGUACAGCGCUUCUUCUUUAAGAUCUGUUCCAGUUUGUUUUGAGAUUCUUGUUGUUAUC